CUAAAGCCAUUUGUUUAGGCAGUAGGGAGUUUCUGCUAGGGUCUGGAUUGGAGUUACGUACAGACCGGACCCUACCGUGUAUGAGUGGAGUCUGAGGAGAAAAAAGAGGAUUCCCCCCUUUAUCGCAAAGAAUCUACAUGUCUAAUAUUUAGACAUGUUCAGCUUUGUGGAUAUUCGGCUAGCGCUCCUGCUCAGCGCGACCGUCAUUUUGGCAAGAGGUCAAGGCGAGGAUGACGUCUCAUUCGGCUCCUGCAAGUACGACGGACAGUUCUUCAAUGACAAAGACGUAUGGAAACCUGAGCCCUGUCAGAUCUGCGUCUGUGACAGUGGAACCCCCUUGUGCGACGAGGUGAUCUGCGAGGACACAACCGACUGCGCCGACCCCAUCAUCCCAGACGGAGAGUGCUGCCCUAUCUGCCCCGAGGAUGGCACGGUCGAGGAGCCAACAUAUGAGACAACCAAGGGACCCAACGGUGACAAGGGUGACAGGGGUCCACCUGGUCCUCCUGGCAAUGAUGGAAUCCCAGGAAUGGCUGGUCCUGAGGGCCCACCCGGCCCCCCUGGUGCCCCUGGCCUUGGCGGAAACUUCUCUCCUCAAAUGAGCUACGUUGACCACUCCAAAUCAAGUGGCCCACCUGUUCCAGGCCCAAUGGGUCCCAUGGGUCCCCGUGGUCCUCCUGGACCCUCUGGAUCUGCUGGUCCUCAGGGUUUCACUGGACCCCCUGGUGAGCCCGGUGAGCCCGGUUCUCCUGGUCCCAUGGGUUCCCGUGGUCCUUCUGGCCCCCCAGGAAAGAACGGAGAUGAUGGUGAGCCUGGCAAAGCUGGACGCCCUGGUGAGCGUGGAGCUCCUGGACCUCAGGGUGCUCGUGGAUUCCCCGGAACUCCUGGACUCCCUGGAAUCAAGGGACACAGAGGUUUCAGCGGUCUGGAUGGAGCCAAGGGAGACUCUGGACCUGCUGGACCUAAGGGAGAGCCUGGUGCCCCUGGUGAGAACGGUAUCCCCGGUUCCAUGGGUGCUCGUGGUCUUCCUGGUGAGAGAGGUCGCCCUGGACCCCCUGGUCCUGCUGGUGCUCGUGGUAACGAUGGCAACUCUGGUGCUGCUGGCCCUCCUGGAGCUACUGGACCUUCUGGCCCCCCUGGAUUCCCCGGUGGUGCUGGAGCAAAGGGAGAGACUGGUCCUGCUGGAGGCCGUGGAUCUGAGGGACCCCAGGGAGCCCGUGGUGAGCCUGGUAACCCCGGACCUGCUGGACCCGCUGGACCUGCCGGAAACCCUGGAACUGACGGUGCCCCUGGCAACAAGGGUGGCCCUGGUGCUGCUGGUAUUGCUGGUGCUCCUGGUUUCCCAGGUUCUCGUGGUCCUGCUGGACCUCAGGGACCUGCUGGUUCCCCUGGUCCCAAGGGUAACAAUGGAGACCCUGGUCCCUCUGGUUCUAAGGGAGAGCCUGGUGCCAAGGGAGAUCCUGGCCCCGCUGGAGUUCAGGGACUUCCUGGACAAUCUGGUGAGGAGGGAAGGAGAGGAGCUCGUGGUGAGCCCGGUGGUGCUGGACCUCGUGGACCCCCUGGAGAGCGUGGUGGCCCUGGUGCUCGUGGUUUCCCUGGUACUGAUGGAGGUGCUGGUGGCAAGGGUGCCCCUGGUGAGCGUGGUUCCCCUGGACCAUUGGGAGCUCAGGGAGCUGCUGGUGAGGCUGGAAGUCCUGGUGCCCCCGGUGCUCCUGGAUCCAAGGGUAUGACUGGUAGCCCUGGUUCACCUGGCCCUGAUGGCAAGGCUGGACCUUCUGGUGCUCCUGGACAAGAUGGACGCCCUGGACCUCCUGGCCCCAACGGUGGAAGAGGACUGCCCGGAGUGAUGGGAUUCCCCGGACCUAAGGGACCUGCUGGUGAGUCUGGCAAACCUGGUGAGAGAGGAGCUGCUGGUGCUGUUGGCGCUCUUGGUGCCCCUGGCAAAGAUGGUGAUGUUGGUGCUCCUGGACCUUCUGGCCCUGCUGGACCUGCUGGAGAGAAGGGAGAGCAAGGACCUGCUGGAUCUGCUGGAUUCCAGGGUCUUCCUGGACCCCAAGGUGCUGCUGGUGAGACUGGCAAGCCUGGUGAGCAGGGAGCUCCUGGUGAGGUUGGACCCCACGGCGCACCUGGAUCAAGAGGCGACAGAGGUUUCCCUGGUGAGCGUGGUGCUCCUGGUCCUAAUGGCCCAGUUGGACACCGUGGUUCCCCUGGACCUGCUGGUAACGAUGGUGCUAAGGGAGAGCCUGGUGCUGCUGGUGCCCCCGGUGCUAAUGGAGGCCCCGGAAUGCAGGGAAUGCCUGGUGAGCGUGGAUCUUCUGGUCUCCCUGGAGCCAGGGGAGAGAGAGGCGACGCUGGUCCUAAGGGGGGUAACGGUGCCCCUGGCAAAGAUGGUGCCCGUGGUAUGACUGGUGCCAUCGGAGUUCCUGGACCUUCUGGUGCUCAGGGUGAGAAGGGUGAGGGCGGUCCUCCUGGCAUUGUUGGACCCACUGGACCUCGUGGUGCCCCUGGUGAGCGUGGAGAGGCUGGACCUGCUGGACCUGCUGGAUUCGCUGGACCUCCUGGUCUUGAUGGUCAGUCUGGUGCUAAGGGAGAGACUGGUGACACUGGACCCAAGGGAGAUGCCGGUGCUCCUGGACCCGCUGGACCUGUUGGAGGUUCUGGUCCUCAGGGACCUGCUGGUCCUCCUGGACCCAAAGGAGCUCGUGGUGGUGCUGGAUCUCCUGGUGCUACUGGUUUCCCUGGACCCGCUGGCAGAGUUGGACCCCCCGGCCCCUCUGGAGCUGCUGGACCCCCUGGACCCGCCGGACCCGUUGGUAAAGAUGGACAAAGAGGAGCCCGUGGUGAGACUGGUGCUGCUGGUCGUCCUGGUGAGGCUGGUGCUGUUGGUCCUCCUGGAAACCCUGGAGAGAAGGGAUCACCUGGUUCUGAUGGUGCCCCUGGUCCCGCUGGUCUGCCUGGACCCUCAGGUAUCAACGGACAGGGUGGUGUUGUAGGUGCCCCCGGACAACGUGGAGAGCGUGGUUUCUCUGGUCUUCCAGGACCUAGUGGUGAGCCUGGAAAGCAGGGACCUGUUGGACCUGUUGGUGAACGUGGUGCCCCUGGACCUGCUGGACCUCCUGGACUGUCUGGUCCCACUGGAGAGGCUGGUCGUGAGGGAUCUACCGGACAUGAUGGUAACCCUGGUCGCGACGGAGCUCCUGGCCCCAAGGGAGACCGUGGAGAGAGUGGACCCGGUGGACCCCCUGGACCACCUGGAACCCCUGGAGCUCCAGGACAUGUUGGCCCAUCUGGAAAGACUGGUGAACGUGGAGAGGCUGGUCCCGCUGGACCUGCUGGACCUGCUGGCCCUGCUGGUGUUCGUGGAUCUGCUGGUCCUGCUGGUGCCAAGGGAGACAGAGGAGAGGCUGGCGAGGCUGGAGAGAGAGGCCACAAGGGACACAGAGGAUUCAGCGGCAUGCAGGGUCUGCCUGGACCUGCUGGGGCUGCUGGAGAGAGAGGACCUGCUGGUGUCAACGGACCUGCUGGACCCAGAGGACCUUCUGGAUCUUCUGGUUCCCCUGGUAAGGAUGGCAUGAACGGUCUGCCUGGACCCAUUGGACCUCCUGGACCUCGCGGUCGCAAUGGAGAGAUGGGACCUGCUGGUCCUCCUGGACCUCCUGGACCUGCCGGUCCUCCUGGAGCACCCGGUGGUGGAUUUGACUUUGUCAGCCAGCCACUCCAGGAGAAGGCUCCCGAUCCCUACCGUGGAGGCCACUACCGCGCUGACGACCCCAACAUGAUGCGCGAUCGCGACAACGAGGUUGACACCACCCUGAAGACCUUGACCCAGAAGGUUGAGCAGAUCCGCAGCCCUGACGGUACUCAGAAGAGCCCUGCUCGCAUGUGCCGUGACUUGAGGAUGUGCCACCCUCCGUGGACGGUGAGCACCUACUGGGUUGACCCCAACCAAGGCUCAUCUUUGGAUGCCAUCAAGGUCCACUGCAACAUGGAGACUGGCGAGACCUGCAUCUAUCCCACCGAGUCCAGCAUUCCCAUGAAGAACUGGUACCGCAGCCAGGAUAUCAAGAAGCAUGUCUGGUUCAGCGAGGCCAUGACUGGAGGAUUCCAGUUCCAGUAUGGCAGCGAGGGAGCUGAUGCCGAGGAUGUGAGCAUCCAGAUGACCUUCAUGCGCCUGAUGUCCAACCAGGCCUCUCAGAACAUCACAUACCACUGCAAGAACACCAUUGCCUACAUGGACUCUGCCACCGGCAACCUGAAGAAGGCCCUGCUGCUCCAGGGCUCCAACGACGUUGAGAUCAGAGCCGAGGGCAACAGCCGCUUCACAUACAGCGUCAGCGAGGACGGUUGCACGUCACACACUGGUGCAUGGGGCAAGACAGUCAUUGACUACAAGACAACAAAAACAUCCCGCCUGCCCAUCAUUGACAUUGCUCCUAUGGAUGUUGGUGCACCUGAUCAGGAAUUCGGCGUCGAAAUUGGCCCAGUUUGCUUCUUGUAAAAAUGAAAGAAAUAUGGACAUGACAUUGUUGUUAUUUUUUCCAGCAGUCAUCUCUAAAAAACCUUUUUUCUAUGCAUUCAAAACUCAUUCGGCUGCCAUUGGUCCACAUGCUUAAAACCACUCUACUGAAGACGGUGUUUGUUUUUUUUUCCAAUCAUGAAAAGUUUUGGGGACUGCUAUUUCAACUGAAACCAUCCACACGGACACUUUAAUAAGAAUCUUUUGUUUCCACUGGCAACAAGAAUAUAAUAUAAUAUACUUGUGUAAAAUUUCCCCCUGGAGAUUAAGAAAAAAAUCCACAUGCGAUGACAACACAGGUGACUUUUGCCAUUUUCUACCACUGCGGAAGGACAUUGAAAACAACAAGUGAUAUGUACCAUUUUUCUGGUGUUAAAUAAAUUGUAAAAAGUG
Molecule: messenger RNA, 4909 nt
Organism: Cynoglossus semilaevis (tongue sole)
Lineage: Eukaryota; Metazoa; Chordata; Actinopteri; Pleuronectiformes; Cynoglossidae
Gene: col1a1b
Product: collagen, type I, alpha 1b
Exons: 51
Coding region: 155-4498 (1447 amino acids)
Molecular function (GO): protein binding; extracellular matrix structural constituent
Source: RefSeq, a predicted model, not a curated record